UUAGGGGUCUAUUCAUGAGCAGUGAAAAGAGUGGACAAGUGAGCCUGUGGAGAAGUUGCCCAUGGCAACCAACCAGCAUUGAAGUAACAUUUACAAUUUGAAAAGAAAAAAUGUGUGUGUGUGCGUACUGUCUUUUUAAAGCAGCUGGAAAAAUCAGGGGUUUGUGAGGUCCCUGUUUCGUACACUGGAAUAUAUUCACCGUACGGACUUAGGACCUUUCUCUGGAUUCCUCCUGUAGGCACAAAGGUGGCUGGCGUUGCCCGAUGUGGUGUAUUCCCCAAUAGGUAUCUUCUUCAGUGUGUGACAGCCUAAGAGGCAGGUGACGGUGUGAGAGUCACAGGUGGAGCUCAGGGCAAUAACCUAUUUUACUUGUGAGGCUCUGCGUCCAUUCAUCACUUACACUGACAUUAAGUAUGAGACAACUGUGGCUGCUGCUCAUCUCUGUGUGGUGUAUCGGAGUGAUGGUUUACAAGUUCCUCACAGUCUAUUCUUUGAAAAAGUAUAAACCGCCCUCCCCGAAGAUGCACACCACUCCAUCGAGUGUUUUUCCCCAAACCAUCGAUUCCAACUUUAAUGAACUCUUAAGACUGAUUGACUGGCCUGAGCCACCAUCCCCUGUGACACACUAUAAUCUAUCUACCAGCCCAAGACAUUGUGAUUACCAUCUGCUGAAUGCACGAGACACGUACAGGAUUGGGGAGACGUUGGAGGUGCUCAUCACAGCUCGGGACCACCAUGCUCGGCCAAAAAAAUACGGUGGAGAUUAUUUCCGGGCCAAGCUGCACUCUCCGGCACUGAAGGCUGGAGUGACUGGACACGUAAAGGACCAUGGUAAUGGCAGCUAUCUGGCCACGCUCCUCCUCCCAUGGGCAGGGAGAGCAGAGGUACAAAUCCGGCUCAUUCACUCCAGUGAGGCGGUUGCUGUUUUAAAGAAGAAGAGGGAGAACCAUCCAGAGAAGGUCUAUUUCUACGGAUACUUCCAAUUUAACGGUAGCAGUGAAAUGGUGGAGUGUAACCUGGAAGUGGCGGGAAAGGACGUGUGCACAUACAGGAAUCCCGUCUCCGGUGACACGUGGCAGUGUGUGCGACCACGGAAGCUGCCGUGUGACUCCUGGGUCUAUCACUCCAUGGGUAAAAACCGCAUCAUUACAGACAGCUUGGAGGACACUCUGCUGAGCAGCUCUGUAGCAAACAAGAUUAUCCCUGGAAAUGUUUCUCCAAUCAAUGUCUUCUCUGAUAUUAGCUCAUUGGAACUUACCGCUAAUCUCUCCGCCUGUAGACCUGGCCUGGAACCUACACAGCCUUCUGGCUUUUAUUAUGGUGACAACUGGAGAUCUCUCACGUGUCGGGGUCGGCAUUUUCCUCAGCCAUCCGAUGCUCUUGCCUGUCUCAAGGGGAAGGACAUCCACAUGUUUGGAGACUCCACUCUGCGCCAGUGGUUUGAGUAUUUGGAGAGAUUUAUUCCCAGUCUGCAGAGGAUAGACUUGCAUGUUAAUUAUAAGUCGGGACCUCUGAUAGCUGUGGAUGCUAUUGCUGGGCUGGCUGUGCGAUGGAGGGCCCAUGGACUUCCCUUGAGGACCUCCAAGACUAUGGUUUCUAACCUGCAUUAUGAGUCAGCCCACUUGGCUGGGAUUGGCGGAGGACCUCAUACAGUCAUUGUGAUAACCCUAUGGGCCCACUUCACCACCUAUCCUGUGCAGGUCUACUUAGAAAGGUUGGGGCGCAUUCGUAAGGCAGUUGCAUCUUUACUUUUCCGUAGCCCUCAGACCACUGUGAUACUUAAAUCAGCUAACACGGGUUCUAAGUCAGUUUAUGGAAGUGACUGGUUGUCGCUUCAGCUGGACAUCUUGCUGAGGGUAUACUUCAAGGGGUUAGCUGUCAUUAUUUUAGAUGCUUGGGACAUGACCUCCUGCCACUAUCUCCCUGAUGCCAUCCACCCAGGACCAGCAGUCAUCAGGAAUGAGGUGGACCUUAUGUUGUCUUACAUAUGUCCACAAUGAGGGAUGGGACGCUAUCCAGUUACAAGUGAAUAAUUGCUACCAUCCUCUGGUUUGAAGUGCAAAUCUCGCAUAACAAUCAGAUGGGACAAGGACCAGAUGCAAUUAUCCACUGAUACAACUGAAACGGGUUCCUGUGUUACAGCUCAGAAAGCUGAUUCUGUUCACAGAUUAAGGAGCCGCGAGAAGGAUCAGCCUUCAGUACUAUACCUGUCAGGAAAUGGUCCUACUUGAAUCCAGCCUCAACACUGGCAUUGUAGCACCAAUUGCACUUUGGUCAUUGUUGUGAGGUUCUAAUUGCAGAAGAUUUAAAUGAAAUUAGUGUAGAUGAAAUGUCUCACUUGGUUACAUUUGUUAUUUAAAUGAAACUUUGUAUAUUAUGUAUUGUAUUGUUAUUACAGUUUAAUGCCAUACAAUAAAACCUUAAGAUCUA
Messenger RNA from Pseudophryne corroboree (corroboree frog), 2430 nucleotides. RefSeq names its product NXPE family member 3-like. Bases 414 to 2000 code for a protein of 528 amino acids. The record is from RefSeq and is a predicted model, not a curated record. Lineage: Eukaryota; Metazoa; Chordata; Amphibia; Anura; Myobatrachidae. The transcript has 8 exons.